Scleropages formosus (Asian bonytongue) is the source of this 2760-nucleotide messenger RNA. It is a transcript of the gene slc6a18, whose product is annotated as solute carrier family 6 member 18. Gene Ontology annotation, cellular component: plasma membrane. NCBI's taxonomy places the organism in Eukaryota, Metazoa, Chordata, Actinopteri, Osteoglossiformes, Osteoglossidae. The record is from RefSeq and is a predicted model, not a curated record. Bases 120 to 1958 code for a protein of 612 amino acids. Gene Ontology annotation, biological process: amino acid transport; sodium ion transmembrane transport; nitrogen compound transport. The transcript has 12 exons.
CUUUGUGCCCACCUUUAAAAAGUAUAUAAAUACCACUUCCGUGACACUUCUGUUAGACAAAACAACAGGUGAGCACAAAACAAUCACGGCAUGUACUGGAGGGUGGUGAAAACCUAAGGAUGAGCGAAACAGGCAAGAGUGUCACAGGUGAAGAGCGUGCCAAAUGGGACAACAAGAUUCAGUACCUGCUCACGUGCAUUGGAUUUGCUGUGGGUCUGGGCAAUGUUUGGCGGUUCCCUUACUUGUGCCAGACUUAUGGAGGAGGUGCCUUCCUGAUCCCCUACCUGAUUGCACUUGUGUUUGAGGGUCUCCCCUUGCUAUACCUUGAGCUCGCCAUUGGGCAAAAGUUACGGAAAGGGAGCAUUGGUGUAUGGAACACAAUCUCACCCUAUCUGGGUGGAGUAGGUGUUGCAUCUAUGAUUGUCUCCUUUCUGGUGUCCCUAUUCUACAACACCCUCCUGGCCUGGGUCCUGUGGUAUUUCUUCCACUCCUUUGAGGAACCGUUGCCUUGGAAAGAGUGUCCUUUUGAGUCUGUCACAGAAUAUAGGAAAGAGUGUGAGGACAGCACGCCAGUGAACUACUUCUGGUACCGCAAGACACUGAACAUAACAGCCAACAUUGAGACCAAUGGCCCUCUCCAGUGGCAGAUAAUACUAUGCCUGGCAACGGCUUGGGCCAUAGUUUACAUUUGCUUCAUUCGUGGAAUUGAGACCAUCGGAAAGGCAGUGUACAUCACAGCAACAUUCCCCUACCUGGUGCUCACCAUCUUCCUCAUUCGUGCCCUGACUCUUCCUGGGGCUACCAGUGGCCUCAUGUACCUGUUUACCCCAGAAUGGGAGACACUAAAGAACCCCAAAGUGUGGCUCGACGCGGCCACUCAAAUUUUCUUCUCCUUAUCGUUAGCUUUUGGGGGACUCAUCGCUUUCUCCAGUUACAAUCCUCCUAAGAACAACUGUGAGAUGGAUGCUUUGCUUGUAGGGUGUAUUAAUAGUGCAACAUCCCUCUAUGCUUCAAUCCCAAUUUUUUCCAUUCUGGGGUUUAAGGCUCAUUCGGACUCCAAUAAUUGCCAGUACAGAAAUAUUUUGGCUUUAACAAAUGAAUUUGACAUUGGCGAUCAGAAUAUAACCCUUGAGAACUAUGAUAACUGGCUGAAAGAUCUCAAUGGAACAUAUGCUGACAGAGUUGCUCGCCUGGACCUGAAAGACUGUAAUAUUGAAAGCUUCCUUGAGCAGAGUGCCUCUGGAACCGGCUUGGCGUUCAUUGUGUUCACCGAGGCAGUGAUUGAGAUGCCUGGCUCACAGGUGUGGGCUGUGCUCUUCUUCAUCAUGCUCUUCAGCCUCGGGCUGUCCUCUAUGUUUGGGAACCUGGAGGGUGUCCUGACACCCCUGCUGGACCUCAAUAUGGUGCCCAAGUGGAUGCCUAAGGAGCUCUUUACAGGGCUGCUGUGCGUGGUGUCUUUCACAGUCGCCCUUAUCUUCACAAUGGGCUCUGGAAACUACUGGCUGGAGAUCUUCAACAGUUAUGUGGGCUCUGUGCCCUUGCUUGUCAUAGCUUUCUUUGAGAUCAUUGCAGUGGCUUAUAUUUACGGGAUCAGAAGGUUCAGCUGUGAUAUUGAGGAAAUGACUGGAUCGAAGCCCAACAUCUUCUGGCAGGCGUGUUGGACAGUGGUCAGCCCCUUGAUGCUACUGGUGGUGUUUGUGGCAUAUGUAGUAAUUCAGGCAAUGGAACACCCCACUUACCCAGCAUGGAACCCAGAAUAUGUGGAUUUCCCAAUGACGGAGGACCAGCCCUACCCAGACUGGGUUUUUGCUAUAUGUGUGUUGCUGUCCACUCUGCCCUGCAUUCCCAUUCCCAUCGUCGCCUUGUACAAGUUCAUCCAAUUUACGGUGCAGAAAAGCAGGAGGGAGCAUCCAGGACAGAACCCUUACGAGAAUGAUGGCUAUUUAUCAGACUUGUAAACAACGCUCUUUACCAGUUUUAGAAAUCAAGCCUAUAUGUUCCCCUCUAUUUAUGAAUGUGCUACUUCAGCUAAUAACUCACUUUGGAAAGUGGAAAUCUUGAAGAGUAGGUCUGAAGAUGUUUAUAGGCACACCUCCGUAGUCAAUGAGGAAGUAACCGCAUGCUGGAAUUAACACAAAAGUCAGGGAAGAGUGCUGAUAAAAGCAUUUUUAGAAAAGUGUGAUUAAUGAAAUUAUUUUGUCAAUCUAGCUUGUGUAUCAGCAUACUAUAAAUGUUAUAAUUGUCAAAGUGAGUGUAUGCAUGCUGUAACAGGUGGAGAUUGAAAAUACAUGGAUCAGUAGUAACUGUCAGGCAAAGGUGAAAAAUAGCUACCAGAGUGCUUCUUAUGUGAGCUCUUAUGUGAGCCGGAAACACAGAAUUCAAAAUCAUAAACCUGCACUUUUCCCCAAGGACAGUGCAUUUCCAUGAAACAGCAGCAAUAGAACCCCAUAAUGGAGGUACAAACAGCACAGGCCUUAUUUUAUGGACCCUCUGGCUGCUUGGCAACUGCAGUGGUUCUUUUAUAUUGGAAAGAAAAAAGGUGACAAAUUCAGCUAACGCAAGAAGCUAAAGAAUUGAAUGUAUUUAAACUGAUCCAGUGUUAAUCAUUGAAUAUUUGCCAGAUAACAUUACAAUUGUGUCUUGAUUGUUCUCUUGUCUACAGCCUUAAAUUGUUUAAUUAAAUAUGUACAAUAAACAUUAAAGAUGCAAACAAAACACGUACAGUAACCCCAAAUACAACAUACACAAUGUUAAAACUUA